This is a messenger RNA of Colias croceus (clouded yellow), 4879 nucleotides long. RefSeq names its product acetylcholinesterase-like (gene ace1). The transcript has 5 exons. Gene Ontology annotation, molecular function: acetylcholinesterase activity. The coding region runs from base 210 to 2276 and encodes 688 amino acids. The record is from RefSeq and is a predicted model, not a curated record. Lineage: Eukaryota; Metazoa; Arthropoda; Insecta; Lepidoptera; Pieridae. Gene Ontology annotation, cellular component: plasma membrane. Gene Ontology annotation, biological process: choline metabolic process; acetylcholine catabolic process.
GCCGCCCUCCGUAGUAGUCGCACGCGACCGCGAGUGCACCAGUGCCCAUAAACGAUCCGACCUUCAUACCGAAAGAACGAGACGUCUAUAUAUUUGACAGUGGAGAUAAGUAUGUGAAGAAGCUUGGUCGCGCAUGUGUCAAGAACUUCUGUCAUGGCGUUUCGGAGAUAGUGCCAGGUGGUGACUGUGGGAGUGCGUGUAGAGGCGGCAUGCGCGUGUUGGUCGCGGCGCUGUUGGCGCUGCUGGCCCGCGCGCUGGCGAGCCCGCACGAGCACCGCGCCAGGCACCACGCGCCCGACCACGCCGCGCACUUCCCGCCGCCCGCGCCGCAGCCCUACCGCGGCCACGGGGAGGCCGUGCGCUACAACCCCGAGUCCGACACCAUCCUCCCGCGCAUUGAGGAGCACGAGACCUCCUCCAAGCGCGCUAGGUUCGACGAAACCGAAACCUCCUCCAAGCGGGCGCACGACACGUUCUACUCCAACCAUGAACGAGUUGAAGAACUCAUGGCUGACGAGCCCCGCUACGGCCCCGAUGACGACGAUCCCCUGAUAGUGCGCACUAGAAAAGGACGAGUCCGAGGUAUCACCCUCACCGCUGCGACCGGCAAAAAAGUCGACGCCUGGUUCGGCAUCCCGUACGCUCAGAAACCGCUCGGUGACUUAAGGUUCAGACAUCCGAGACCCGUCGAAAACUGGGGCGAGGAGAUACUCAAUACAACGACACUGCCACACACGUGCGUCCAAAUUGUAGAUACGGUGUUCGGUGAUUUUCCCGGCGCCAUGAUGUGGAAUCCCAACACGGAUAUGCAGGAAGACUGCCUUUAUAUAAAUAUAGUCACGCCGAGACCGCGUCCUAAAAAUGCAGCAGUGAUGCUGUGGGUUUUCGGUGGUGGUUUUUACUCUGGAACCGCGACGCUUGAUGUUUACGACCCAAAAAUUCUUGUGUCAGAAGAGAAUAUUGUGUAUGUGUCUAUGCAAUACAGAGUUGCGUCACUAGGGUUCCUAUUUUUCGAUACAGCCGAUGUUCCCGGUAACGCUGGACUGUUCGAUCAACUUAUGGCGUUAGAAUGGGUGAAAGAUAAUAUCGCAUUCUUUGGAGGGAAUCCUCAUAAUAUAACAUUGUUCGGAGAGUCAGCGGGUGCGGUAUCGGUUUCUCUGCAUUUGCUUUCUCCUCUGUCAAGAAAUUUGUUCUCUCAAGCGAUCAUGCAGUCCGGAGCGGCAACAGCUCCUUGGGCCAUUAUAUCUAGGGAAGAGAGCAUCCUUCGUGGUAUGCGAUUGGCUGAAGCUGUUCACUGUCCAAGUUCCAGAACAGAUAUGGGUCCUAUGAUUGAGUGCUUAAGGAAGAAAAGCGCAGACGAUCUCGUUAAUAACGAAUGGGGAACAUUGGGCAUUUGUGAAUUUCCAUUCGUUCCAAUAAUCGAUGGCUCAUUCUUAGACGAAAUGCCGCGGCGAUCUUUAGCGCACCAAAAUUUUAAAAAGACAAACAUAUUAAUGGGAUCCAAUACAGAAGAGGGUUAUUACUUUAUUCUGUACUAUUUAACAGAACUGUUUCCGAAAGAAGAAAACGUCGGUAUAACGAGAGAGCAGUAUCUUCAAGCUGUUAGAGAAUUGAAUCCAUACGUGAAUGAUGUGGCUCGUCAGGCAAUAGUGUAUGAGUAUACGGAUUGGAUAAACCCAGAUGAUCCUGUAAAGAACAGGAACGCUUUGGACAAGAUGGUUGGAGAUUACCAUUUCACAUGUGGAGUGAACGAAUUCGCUCAUAGAUACGCAGAAACUGGCAAUAACGUAUAUACGUAUUAUUUUAAACAUCGAAGCAAGAACAACCCCUGGCCAUCUUGGACGGGUGUGAUGCACGCGGACGAAAUUAAUUACGUUUUCGGCGAACCGUUAAACCCUGGAAAGAAUUAUUCUCCAGAAGAGAUCGAGUUUAGCAAACGGCUCAUGAAGUAUUGGGCUAAUUUUGCUAGAUCUGGAAAUCCAUCCAUAAAUGCCGGAGGUGAAGCGAAUAAAGUGCACUGGCCGUUACACACGACUACUGGGAGAGAGUACUUGUCCCUUGCGGUCAACUCCAGCUCUAUUGGACGUGGUCUGAGGGUGAAACAGUGCGCUUUCUGGCAGAAAUAUAUCCCUCAACUUAUGGCUGCUACGAGCAAGCCGGAUCCACCACAAAAUUGUACUAACGUAGCGAUGACGUCACGGUCCUCUUAUGUCGCUUUGAGCCUGAGCUUCGUCUCAGCGGUUAGCUUACACACCAUGUGGUUCAAAUACGAAUAAAUAGUUUAUUGUACUAUAACAAUUAUUGCUUUGUAUUCUAUUACAUUGAUUUUUUGCUUCUGUAUUCGUUGUUGCCCGUAUUGAAUGUUCGAACCGUAAAUGGAUUCAAUAAAUAUAUGGUUGUAUCAUUAUAAAAUUUAUUUGUACGGUCAAUUAUAUGAUAUUUAUAUUUAUUUACAAAUAUACGUGAAAUAUUUUCUAAAAUUUAUUUUUAUAUGUAAAUUAUAAAUAUGUAUAUUUAGUUGUAAGCCAUUUUAAAUGUUAUAUUGCUAAGUCCACUCAGUAUUUCGUAGCGGAGUAAUAUUGUGUUGCCUGAUCGACGUUAAGUGUUAGGGGUAUUGUUCAUUCAUGAAUGUUGUCUUUAAGGAGGAGCGAAUCUCUCCAUCAACAUAUCACUUGUUACUAACAAAUUUUAGAACUACGUAGAGAUAACGAUUUGUCGUAGCUUGUAAGUCUUUACAUAUCUUUGGGGAAUUUUGAGAACGAUAAAAGCCGGAGUGUUCGUGACGUUUUUAUAUUGGCGAAGGUAAAAUUGAGAAGAGAGCGUGUUCCUUUGACAUAUUGGUGGUUGAGACGAGUCGAGCACGAGCCGUAGUGUGAUGUAGAAGGAACAAUGUGUUAGCUUUAACGCGCCACUAUUGCAAUACAUAUCACGCAAGGCAUAGAUAUGUCUAAAUUUAAUCAUUCUAGCCUUACCGUAAGUAUAGACGUAAGUUAGGUCAUUUCAUAACUCUGUAGCGGACCAAUAUUAGAAAGUUGUACGUUUGAUGAUAAAACCGAUUCGGGGGUACAAAGUAAUGAUAGUGAAGCGGACAAUGUAUUAACAUGAUAACGAAAUAGUUUACACCUCAAGUAAUCAUAGGAACGGACAAAAUUAACCGAACAAAGUCUAUGGAAGUUCUUAGCCAGGCUAAGGUCAGAACCAAUUAUCAUACUAUAGAUAAUAUAAAAUUUUCUACCGACUUUAGGUUUUAAUAGGUACCUUUAAUGUGGCCUGAAUCGAACACGGAUUGCAGUUUACAACAGUCAAAAUUAAUUUAAAUCGACGAAUAUUUAUAUUUCAAUAUUCAAUGUAUUGGAUAUACAUUGUAAAAUAUAUUAUAAAGUUAGAACAUACAAAGUAGUACCUUAACGUAUUAGGAUCGAUAGUUGAUACUAGUUUAGAGGUCAUAGUCCAGCGGUUCAGCUUUCGAAUAUUGGUGUUUAAUAAAAUAGAAAAUUCUUCACGUUCAGUUCGACAUUUUGAAGUUACUCUUAGUCCAACGUUCGGGAUAAGUUUAACGACUGGACGAACUGUUUCGGUCGUGAAUCAUUUAUUGUAAAUAAGGUAUAUGUUAGAGAUAAACGUAGGACUUAUUGUUAUUCGGCCCUUCGCGCUCUUGUCUUUAUUAAUUCAAGAGACCCGGGUGUCUAUGUAUCAAAUAACCUGUUGUGGAAGACGAUACUUUAUGAGAUAUAGAAAUUGUACUAAGUGUAAUUUUACGUAGUUGUACUUCGAUUGUUUCGUGUUUAUUUGUAAUUAGUGUAAUUAUAUGAAUUGAAAUUGUAUAUUUGUAUCAGAAAAUUCGACUCGUAUUUCGUCUAAGGGCAAAGUUCUAUCGAUCACGAUUAGUGAAGGCGCUAACGAAGGAAUUAGACUCUUGUCCUAUCGCUUGGCUUGUACGAUGUUUGUGAGCUGAUAGAGGAUGUAAUAUAGCGUCAGUAUUCAUGUAAUUUCACGUUCGAUGUUUUAAGAACUACGCUUAUUUUAACCUGCGUAUAUAAACCUAUAGAGUGCCUCUUGUUCACUUUUAUAUAUAUUGAUACAACACUUAAUAUAGGUGAUAAAUGUAGUUGUAGAGACUCUUCUUCUUAAAUAAUUGCACUAAAUUUGUUUAUUUUUUUAAUUUGAAUGUAUCGGACAGAUUGAUAGGGAUUUGUAGUGCCAAAACAGAACGAGAGCGAUAUAUUUUAUUAUUGAGUUUGUUGAACAUUAUUCACAAAAUCCUGUACGCAAAUAAAAGGUUAAAAGGUCACUAGCUAAUGUUCUUUUCAUGGUCACAAAUGUAAUUUCAUAAGAGCGGUUAAGUAUUGAGUCGGGGUGUUAAAAUGUAUUUGGUAAUGUGAAAAGAUUUUAUAAUUACAAAACAUAAUUGAAAAUUAAAGCUAAAAAGAGAAUAUCGAAAAAAUAAUAUACAUUAGUGAUUAGUUAAUUGUCUGGAUAAUUUCAUUCCGAUUUUUCACAAGUUCUUCGAAUUCAGGAAAGAAUUAUGUUUUAUGAUUUAAAUUAUUAUAAAAUACGGAAAUACAGAAAUGUAUUAUCUAUUCAAUGAAUACACAAUUAUGUUUUGUAAUUAAACAAGAGUUUGAUGAGAUUUUGAAUAUUUUUAGCACUGAUAUUCGCCUGAAAUCCGCUUGGCUGUACAAUUUAUCUUCUAUUAAAGGCCUAAACGUAGGAAAUUUGAGCACGAAAUAUAUAAGGCCUAAGCAUCGCUAUUUCAUUUAAUUCAAGUUGUCUUAUUUAAAUUCUAAUAGAAACUUCGAGUAAGUUAAAUUAGUGCUAUGACUGCAUUAUUGAAUGUUUGCAUUUAUGUUUAAUUAUGAAAAUAAAUGCUUGUAUAUAA